This is a messenger RNA of Zophobas morio, 3565 nucleotides long. Its product is annotated as ATP-binding cassette sub-family C member 4-like. Gene Ontology annotation, molecular function: ATP hydrolysis activity; ABC-type transporter activity; ATP binding. Gene Ontology annotation, biological process: transmembrane transport. NCBI's taxonomy places the organism in Eukaryota, Metazoa, Arthropoda, Insecta, Coleoptera, Tenebrionidae. Gene Ontology annotation, cellular component: membrane. The record is from RefSeq and is a predicted model, not a curated record. The transcript has 9 exons. Bases 17 to 3565 code for a protein of 1182 amino acids.
AGUACUACACUACACAAUGAAUUACGAAAAAAAGACACACAAACCACUCAAUCCUGUGAAGAGCACUAAUUUCUUUUCAAAAUUAUUUUUUACUUACACUGCCAAACUCUUUCUAAAAGGAUACAACAAAGAGCUGAUUGAAAGCGAUAUAUACCAAGUACUGCCAUCGUACGAGUCGAAACAGUUAGGACAAAAACUAGAAAAAGAAUGGACGAAACAAGCAAGAAACAACCGAAACUCCUUACCACACCUUCUGUUCAAAUGCUUCGGCAAAGAGUACUUUCUACUAGUACUAACUUUAAUCAUUCCGCUAACUCUAACAGCUGUGAAACCCCGAUUGACCAAAAGAUUUAUUUUGUACUUCGCGUCGGACCGUACUACUUUUCCAAAAAGCGAAGCGUGCGCUUAUGGGGCUUUGUUGGUACUAGUAGAGUUCGCUACAGUUUUAUACGUCAAUAACUUCGAUCGAAGAAUCAUCACAUUUUCUCUAAAAAUCCGCGCUGGUCUCACUUCUCUGAUCUACAGACGAGUUCUAGAUUUGAAGUCGGUAUCGAUUGGCAGAAGUGUUAAUCUUAUCACGAAAGAUGUGUCAGAGUUUGAAGAAUUCCUACUAAUGGUGACUUUAAUGCUGAGAGAUGUCUUGAACAUUUUGGUUUUGUGUUACGUGUUGUACACAGAAGCUGGUUGGCUGUUCGUGAUUUUGAUUUUCAUUAUUGUUACGGCGGUGACUAUCAGUGGAAUUUUGGCAUUUUUUGUGAAGAAACUCCAAGUCAGAACUUUGGCAAAGACGGAUAUGAGGCUUCAAACCACUAAAGAGGUUUUGGGGGGGAUAUCGUUGAUAAAGUACUACCAAUGGGGUGACUACUACCAACACAAAAUCCAAGAAAUUAGAAAAAAAGAAGUGUCUCUUCUUACUAAAGUAUUUAUCUUGUUGAGUACCAGUAUCAUAAUUUCGUCUUCAGUUAUUGAUUUUUCGUGGUACAUCAUUGUGGUUGGCUUAAUAUUUUCCGGAGUUAAGUCAAAUGUUGGUACUCUCUUUGUCAUAUUAAACAGUCUUAACGCACUUCGUUUGCCUCUACAACAUGUCUUACCACGGGCAGUACUCGAAUUUGCAACAAUAAUCGCUGCUAUCACAAGAAUCGAAAAUUUUCUUAGAGCAACAAGCAGAAACAUCGACGAACCGUCCACAAACAUUCCUUUAUUGAGUGUGAAAACGCCACACGUGGAGUUUGAAUACAGUAGUGGAAUCACGGCCAUAACCGGACCAGUUGGUGGCGGAAAAACAUACUUUUUAACAAUUUUGGCAAAAGAAGAUAUGAAAAGUUUUGCUUAUGCAUCUCAGGAACCGUGGCUUUUUCCAGCCACCAUUAAGCAGAACAUUUUGUUUGGAAGUGGUUUCGACCAAGCGCGAUAUCUGGAAGUUCUAAGAGUUUGUGCUUUGCUUGACGAAGUACAAGACUCGACGGUGGUGGCAGAUAAAGGAGCUAACCUGAGUAAAGGCCAACAAGCAAGAAUCAAUCUGGCACGAGCUGUUUACAAAGACUGCGACGUCUACUUAAUCGACGAUUGUUUAUGUCAUUUGGAUGUGAUGGUCGCAGAUUUCGUUUACGAAGAGUGUUUGAGAAAGUUUUUGAAAGACAAAAUAACUCUUGUGGUUACGCAAAACGUGCAACAUAUUGGUAAUUCCGACAGACUAGUUACAAUAGAGAAUGGUACUAUUAAGAGUGACGAUAAGCAACUGGUGAAAAAAAAGUUUACAACAAAAGAAAAUACAACUACUGAAACAAAGUUGGUUGAAAAUCUUGAAGCGGAUGACAAUGUUUACCAAGAAGUGAAAGCUUCAGGAAAAGUCAAAUUAGAAGCGUAUCAAAAAUAUUUAGAAGCUUGUGAUGGAAUUUCAAAAAUUUUUGGUAUUUUUUUCCUGGUUGUAUUAACCCAGGUUUUGAAAACUAGUGUUAUCAAGCUACAAGCUAACUGGAUUCGCACCGAACAACUUAUCUUCAAGAAUUCUACCACGACGAAGGCACUAGAAAAUCGACAAAGAAUGAUCUACGUUCUUCCCAUUUUAAUAAUAGCGGCAACUGUGCUCUUCAUAGUCAACACAACACUUUACUGGUUUCUGGCUAAAAAGGCUUCCAUAUCUAUACACAAAUUGUUGUUGUCUAAAAUUGUAAAUUCUUCGAUAGAAUUCUUCAAUAGCCACUUCGCUGGAAACAUAUUAAAUCGCUUUUCGGAAGAUAUGCUCUAUCUUGACGAAUUCGUACCGAGAACAUUCUACGAUAUGUUGAGAAACAUUGCAGCAACAACCGGAAUCAUAAUUCUUGCAGCGACAGUAAACGUCUAUUUUUUGAUCGCGUGUUUGGCGUUUGGUGCAAUAAUCAUCACUUUAAGAAUGAUUUAUAUAAGAACAGGACGGGCACUAAAGCGACUGGAGUUUUCAACACGGAGUCCUUUAGUUGGUCACAUUAACGCAACACUAGAGGGACUGGCGACUAUUAGAAUUUCCAAACAACAAAAUCUUCAACGUGAGGAAUUUGAUAAACGCCAGAAUUUAUAUACUUCGGCUUCGUACAUGUAUAUGACUUGUGAAAAAGCCUUCCAUUUUACUAUUGACAGCUGUGGUGUGUGUUUUAGCACUUUUGCAAUUAUUUUAUUUUUAGUUUUAGAUGAAGACAUAUCGUCAGACAAUGUAGGCCUCGGUCUCUUGCAGAUAUUUUUACUUACCAUAACGCAACAGUUUUUGUGCCGUUCUUGGACCAGACUCGAAAACUACAUGACGACAGUCGAAAGAAUUCUACAAUACACUAAGCAAAAGCAAGAAAAUGAAAACGGCGUAGUUGUGACAAACUGGCCUUCACAAGGCGAAAUAAGAUACGAACACGUAUAUUUUGGCUACAACACCACCAACGUAUUAAACGAUUUAAAUUUUGUUGUAAAGUCGAAGACAAAAUUUGCUAUAGUUGGACGAACUGCUGCCGGGAAAACUUCACUGACGUCUCUUCUUUUUCGUCCAUAUGGAUUCAAAGGACACAUAUUUAUUGACAAUGUUGACAUAGCUACUCUUAGUUUAGAUUUGCUCCGGUCCAACGUGUUUAUAAUUUCGCAAGAGUCUACUUUGUUUUCAGGAAGUCUUCGCGACAACAUUGAUCCUACGAAGAAGUUUUCUGACGAUGAAAUUUGGCAAGCUUUGAAAAUGGUGCAUUUAGCGGGACUGUUUCAAAGUUUGGAAGAUAAAAUUUGUCAAGAUACAAAACUGAGUGCUGGGCAAGAACGAUUGGUUUGUUUGUGUAGGGCUAUUGUGCGGAAAAGCAAGGUUGUAAUUUUGGAUGAGGUUACAGCGAAUGUUGAUUCUGAUACGGAAUCCGUAAUACAUAGCGUAAUUUCAAGUAGUUUUGGGGAUAGCACUGUCAUCGUCAUAACCCACAAAUUUCGGUAUAUACUAGGUUUUGACAACGUUCUGGUUUUAGACAAUGGUACUGUAGCUCAGGUUGGUGAUCCGCGUCGUCUACUAGAAGACAGAAACGGAAUCUUUUACAAAUUGUAUGAGAAAAACCAUAAACAAUAA